This is a messenger RNA of Fusarium pseudograminearum CS3096, 765 nucleotides long. RefSeq lists its product as uncharacterized. Lineage: Eukaryota; Fungi; Ascomycota; Sordariomycetes; Hypocreales; Nectriaceae. Gene Ontology annotation, biological process: methylation. Gene Ontology annotation, cellular component: eRF1 methyltransferase complex. The transcript has a single exon. The coding region runs from base 1 to 765 and encodes 254 amino acids. The record is from RefSeq and is a predicted model, not a curated record. Gene Ontology annotation, molecular function: S-adenosylmethionine-dependent methyltransferase activity; nucleic acid binding; protein methyltransferase activity.
AUGCUUCCCACACCAGAUACUUCUCACGUCCCAUAUGAGCGGGUCUACGAACCAGCUGAAGACUCGUAUCUCCUUUUAGACACACUCUCGUCCGCUUCUGAGACCGAGUAUCUACAUAAUGCCUUCCCAGAUGCUGCGCCUUUAGUGGUGGAGGUCGGUACAGGCUCAGGGGUUGUCCUCGCCUUUGUGCAUGCGCAUGCACAAAAGCUCUUUGGCACACGCCAGGUCCUCACAGCUGGAGUUGACAUGAAUGCGUUUGCAUGCCGCGCGACUGUCGGGACUGUAGCAAAGGCAGAGUCUGACAAUCCUGAUACUCAUGCCUCGUACUUGGGCUCGUGUAUGGGAGAUCUCACAACCUCGUUGUGUGAGGGCGCCAUUGAUGUCCUCAUCUUCAACCCCCCAUAUGUGCCAACACCUGAGAUGCCCGCCAGGCCAGACACGUUUGUUGCAGACGACUUGGGAGUUACCGCAAAGACCUCAUUUGAUGACGACUCAUACCUCCUGGCUUUGUCAUACGCAGGCGGUGUCGACGGCAUGGAGACAACAGACAGGCUGAUUGAGGCAUUGCCACGAACUCUAUCCCGUCGUGGUUGUGCCUAUCUCCUCUUAUGCGCACAAAACAAGCCUGACCAAGUCAAGAGUCGGAUCGAGGCAUUUGGACCUGGAUGGCGGGCUCAAACUGUUGGCACAAGUGGCAAGCAGGCCGGAUGGGAGAAGCUGCAGAUCGUGCGGAUAUGGCGAGACUAUGUGAGUGCUGCGGAAUAA